AUGUUGUAAACUAAUUACAAUAAACUUAAUGAUUAAGAGAAAGUUAUCAAACUUCUUACAAAGUCGAGUAGAGAAGUUUUUGAAAAUGAAAUCCUACUUUAAAUUUUAUUAUCAUAUUAAUAUUUUAAAUAUUUUUAUGAUAUCCUUAUUCAACAUUUAACAUUGGAUCGCAUAAUAUUGGUAUUAAUUAUGAAAAAUUAGAUGAUGAAUUAAUUAAAGUUAGAAAUUUUUAGAGAAAAUUCACUUAUUUUUUAAGAGAAGGAUCCCUCAAAUUCUAAAAUAUAUCUUAUACUUUCUGGUUCAGUCUACUUAUUAAGAAGUAAGCCAUUACAAUAAUUUUGUUUUAAUUCAACAAAGUAUUAAAAACUAUAUCUAAGUUCAAACUAUUAUAAUAAAUAUGGUUAUAUAGUUCGAGAAUUGAAAAGUGGAGAUGGUUUUGGAGAUAAAAGUUUUUUGACUAAUUAACCAAGAUCGUUGUCUGCUAUAUCAAUAGAAAAACUGCAUUUGUUGAUAUUGGAUAAUUCGUUUUUAAAAGGAUUCGAGUCUGCAAUAAAUUUAGCUUAAGUCAAAGCAAAAACAUUGAUUUUUAACUUUUUUCCAUCAGUAAUUAUAUAUGCAAGUUUAGAUUAAAUUGAAUUACUCAAAUGCUCGACUUGAAUGUAUCUUUUAUAGUUUUUAGGUAAACAAUUUAUAUCGACAUUUCAAUAGACUAUAUUUUUAGCUCGUGAUGAAUUACUUUUUGAAGAAGGUAAAAAAGGAAAUGAAUUCUACAUAAUGAAAUAAGGAAAUUGUAUUAUUCUUAAAAAGUUUUAAAAUGAAAAUAUUUCAGUAACAAUUUAAGAUAAUUAUUGCUUAUUUGGAGAGGAAAUAUAUUUUAAUGAAAAAUAUGAUUAUACAAUCAAAAUAAAAUCACUUUAGGCUUGCUUUUUGAAAAUAAAAGUUUAAGAUUUUGAAAAUGAUUUUCCUGAAGAAUGUAAAAAAAUUUUGAAAUAGAAUUAUGAUACUCAUAAAAAUGAUAGAUUUUAUUUAUAUUAAUUAGCUGUUGAAAGAUAUCAAAAAUAAGUAGAAGUUUAAAGAUAAAAAUUGGAGUAAGUAUUUUAAUUUUAAUAUUUUAGAUCCAAGUAAUCUUAAAAAUUACAUAAGCAAUUGAAUAUAUAAAGUUAUUCAUAAAGUGAAACAGAAUUAUAGAUGAGAUUUGAUAAAGAUGUUUCUAAUUUUAGAAAUUUUAUAUCUGUAAGAACUAGUUCUCUAUAUUUCAAUUCAACAAGAGGUUUUUAAGCUUAAAAAUUUAAUAAUUAUUCUCCUUCAUUUAUAAUUGAUUAAUAAUAAAAGUUAUUAAAAGAACCUAUGAAUCCAAUUGUAAGCCCUCUAGAUUUUGGAAAAGGAGAAGCAGAAGAGAUGAGAAAAAGGACAAAAGUUUAGUUAUGUGUAAUGAGUAUGGAGAAAAUUAAUUAUUUGAAUUAAAUUAAGUCCCCUAAGAUUUAUUAAUUAAAAAAUAAAUUCUUAAGAACUUUUUAAAAGCAAUAAAGAAAAUCAAUGUCAUAAAUGUCAAUAAGUACAGCGUUACCUUAAAAAAAGAGAUCAAGUUAUUUUUCUCCAGAAGCAUCCAUGAUUAGUUUAUGUAAUUUUUGA
Molecule: messenger RNA, 1632 nt
Organism: Paramecium sonneborni
Lineage: Eukaryota; Ciliophora; Oligohymenophorea; Peniculida; Parameciidae
Source: the annotation of a GenBank genome assembly